AUGACUGAGGAGAAGACCUUCCGAAUCGGCUUCAUUAUUUUGGGCCUUUUCCUGCUGUCCCUCGGCACGUUCCUUAUGAGCCACGAUAGACCCCAGGUCUAUGGUACCUUCUACGCUAUGGGGAGCAUCAUGGUGAUUGGGGGAGUCAUCUGGAGCAUGUGCCAAUGCUAUCCUAAGAUCACCUUCGUGCCGGCAGACUCUGACUUUCUGUCCCCAAAGGCCCUGAACCUGAUGGAGAACAGGCUUUUGGAGGUGAAGGGACCCAGCCCCCAACCCCCCUAUGUCAGGCUGUGGGAAGAGGCCGCCUAUGACCAGAGCCUUCCAGACUUCACACAUAUCCAGAUGAAGGUCCUGGGCUACAGUGAGGAUCCCAGGCCCCUGCUGGCCCCUGAGCUGAAGACGGGAGUCAGCAACGGUGGGGAAGGCGAGCCUCAUACUGCUCAGGCCUGGAUGGAGGCAGCAGUGGUCGUCCACAGGGGCUUGGAUGAGAAUGAGGGAGAAAGAUCUCGUGCCCAGAAGUGGCCCAGCCCUCCAACGUGUUCCCAAGGCUCUGCACCCUUGGCCUCGUUCCAAGAUGACCUGGACAUGGGUUCCAGCGAAGGCAGCAGUCCUCACCCAUCCCCAUCCAACAGAGAUGAGCCACGCUCACAAGUGUUCUGGGCCAGCAGGGGUCCAUUGGAUCACUUCAGUGACUUUGCACUCAUUGAUGACACCCCUACAUCAGAGGACAUGGUCCUGGAGGGGCAGGUGCGGGAGGCAGCUCUGCCCAGCAAGCAGCGGCAGUCCCUGAGGAUGAAGGAGAAGGAGAGUAUCCAUGCAAGUGCAGGGGAACCUGAGCAGGAGGAGGAAGACCUCUACUAUGGGUUACCAGACAGCCCUGGGGAUCCCCUCCCCGACAAAGAGCUGGACUUCGAGCCCGAUGCCCAGGGCUGA
Messenger RNA from Arvicola amphibius (Eurasian water vole), 933 nucleotides. It is a transcript of the gene Bsnd, whose product is annotated as barttin CLCNK type accessory subunit beta. Gene Ontology annotation, molecular function: chloride channel regulator activity. The coding region runs from base 1 to 933 and encodes 310 amino acids. The transcript has 5 exons. Gene Ontology annotation, biological process: chloride transport. Gene Ontology annotation, cellular component: basolateral plasma membrane. Lineage: Eukaryota; Metazoa; Chordata; Mammalia; Rodentia; Cricetidae. The record is from RefSeq and is a predicted model, not a curated record.